CACGUCGCGGCGGCCGUCUCCUCCCCGCGCGCCACCGCGCCAUGGCAGCUCUCCACCUACUCCUCCCGCCUCACAUCCUCUCCGGUCACGGCCCCCCUCCCCUCCUCCGCCUCCACAAGAAACCGAGCCCCCUCCUCCACCUGCUCCCGCGCGCGGCCGUCGCAGCCACAGGGGCAUCAGCCGCGGGGUCGGCACUUUCCGCGCCCUCCGACGCCGCGCUGCAGAACUUCCGCCGCUGGCUCUCCACCCACGGCGCGGACACGGGCGCGGCGGCUCCGGCGGCCGUGCCCGAGGGCCUGGGCCUCGUGGCGGCGCGGGGCCUGCCCCGCGGCGAGGUCGUCGCCGAGGUGCCCAAGAAGCUCUGGAUGGACGCCGACGCCGUCGCCGCCUCCGACAUCGGCCGCGUGUGCGGCGGCGCGGGCGACCUCCGCCCCUGGGUAUCCGUGUCCCUGCUCAUCCUCCGGGAGGCCGCGCGCGGAGCGGACUCGCUCUGGGCGCCCUACCUCGCCAUCCUCCCGCGCCACACCGACUCCACCAUCUUCUGGUCAGAAGAAGAGCUCUUGGAGAUACAAGGAACACAACUAUUGAGCACAACAAUGGGCGUGAAAGAGUAUGUGCAGAGCGAGUUCGAUAAUGUUGAAGCUCAGAUCAUAGCCCCGAAUAAGGAUCUUUUCCCUGGUACCAUAACAUGUGAUGACUUCCUUUGGGCAUUUGGAGUACUGAGAUCAAGAGUUUUUCCAGAGCUCCGUGGAGACAAGCUUGCUCUCAUACCGUUUGCUGAUCUGAUAAAUCACAGUGGCGAUAUUACCUCAAAAGAGCCCUGUUGGGAGAUCAAAGGAAAGGGUUUCCUGGGCAGGGAUGUCGUGUUCUCUUUGCGGACGCCACUGGAAGUUAAAUCUGGGGAACAGGUAUACGUUCAGUAUGACCUGGACAAGAGUAAUGCUGAAUUGGCACUUGACUAUGGGUUCACUGAAUGGAACUCGUCAAGGGACUCGUAUACUCUGACGCUGGAGAUCUCUGAAUCUGAUCCAUUCUAUGGAGACAAGCUUGACAUUGCAGAGUUAAACGGAAUGGGGGAGACUGCAUACUUCGAUAUUGUUCUUGGCGAAUCUCUUCCUCCUCAAAUGAUUCCAUACCUGCGAUUACUUUGUCUUGGGGGAACAGAUGCAUUUCUCCUGGAAGCUCUCUUCAGAAAUAAAGUUUGGGAGCACCUUGAACUUCCUGUGAGUCGUGAUAACGAGGAAUCAAUAUGCCAAGUUAUCCAAAAGGCCUGCAAAUCUGCCCUUGCUGCCUAUCACACCACAAUAGAAGAGGAUGAAGAACUACUCGAAAGAGAAGAUUUGCAAUCAAGACAUCUAAUCGCCAUUGAGGUGAGGAUUGGUGAAAAGAAAGUACUACAACAAAUCAAUGAUAUUUUUAAGGAGAGGGAGCAAGAAUUAGAUGACCUUGAGUACUACCAGGAAAGGAGGCUCAAGGAUCUUGGUUUUCUUGGUGACAAUGGUGAAAUUAUCUUCUGGGAGUCCUAGAGACAGUUUUUGUAACAUGCCAUUUUGAAAUACUAGACUAAUGAAAAAGAGAUGGAUUCACUCAUAAUCCAUCCGUUCCAAAUUAA
This is a messenger RNA of Lolium rigidum, 1612 nucleotides long. RefSeq names its product fructose-bisphosphate aldolase-lysine N-methyltransferase, chloroplastic-like. Gene Ontology annotation, cellular component: chloroplast. The record is from RefSeq and is a predicted model, not a curated record. The transcript has 6 exons. Gene Ontology annotation, molecular function: protein-lysine N-methyltransferase activity; [ribulose-bisphosphate carboxylase]-lysine N-methyltransferase activity. Bases 42 to 1526 code for a protein of 494 amino acids. Gene Ontology annotation, biological process: peptidyl-lysine monomethylation. NCBI's taxonomy places the organism in Eukaryota, Viridiplantae, Streptophyta, Magnoliopsida, Poales, Poaceae.